Molecule: messenger RNA, 1830 nt
Organism: Capsaspora owczarzaki ATCC 30864
Lineage: Eukaryota; Filasterea; Ministeriida; Capsasporidae
Product: phosphoglucomutase
Exons: 9
Coding region: 56-1681 (541 amino acids)
Biological process (GO): carbohydrate metabolic process; UDP-N-acetylglucosamine biosynthetic process
Molecular function (GO): phosphoacetylglucosamine mutase activity
Source: RefSeq, a predicted model, not a curated record
UUUUUUUUUUUUUUGUUUGCAGAUUUCGAUUGUUUCAAACGCAGCAACAGACACAAUGUCCCUCUCUCCCGUCGCAGCAGCAAGUGCACGCCAUCCCAAGCCUGAGACUGCCGUCUUUGAGUAUGGCACAGCUGGCUUCCGCAUGAAAGCCGCAAUCAUGGAUCCAGUCGUGUUCCGCGUCGGCCUGGUCGCAGCCCUGCGUUCUCGCGCGCUUGGUGGCAAGAUUGUUGGCACCAUGAUCACAGCCUCGCACAAUCCCGAGCCGGACAAUGGCGUCAAGAUUGUUGAGCCGCUCGGUGAAAUGCUCGUGCCGCAGUGGGAGAGCCUGGCCACGCGUGUCACCAACGCGGCCAACGGUGAUUUGGACGCCGUUCUGGCUCAGAUUGCGGCCGAACUCAAGAUUGACAUGAACAUUGUGCCACGCGUUAUUGUCGCUCGUGACACUCGUCCAAGCGGCCCCGCACUGGUCGCCUCUCUUGUGGAUGGCCUUCGAGCGCUGAACGCGGAGGUCAUUGAUGCAGGAGUGCUCACGACGCCCCAGCUGCAUUACUUGACCCGUACUCGCAACGAGCAGCUUGCCAACACGCAUCUCUACGGUCAGCCCACAGAGGACGGCUACUUUGACAAGCUCGCCCAUGCUUUUAACAAGCUGAUUGCUUCCGCGGCUUCUGGCAAUCCAGACUUCAAGCCAGCUUCGCUUUCCGUCGAUGGUGCCAACGGAGUCGGAGCUGGCGCCUUCCGCACCCUCAUUCCCCGCAUCUCCUCGAGUCUUGCGGCCGAGGUGGUCAACGAUGGCUCAGCUGGCGCUCUGAAUGACAAGUGCGGUGCAGACUUUGUCAAAGUUCAGCAGACCUUCCCAUCUGGUGUGACUGUGCGUCCCGGUGGUCGCUACGCGUCGCUCGAUGGUGAUGCUGAUCGUAUCGUGUACUUUUACGCCGACCAAGAGUCCAAGUUCCAUCUGUUGGACGGUGACAAGAUUGCCACUUUGGCCGCGGCGUUCUUGAUCGAUCGCCUCGAAGCUGCUGGCAUCCGGCAGGGUAUUACCAUUGGUGUUGUCCAAACUGCGUAUGCCAAUGGCAGCUCGACACAGUAUCUGGAGAAGGUUUUGGGUGUUCCUGCUCCCUGUGCCAAGACGGGUGUCAAGCAUUUGCAUCACGAAGCUCUUGCUUACGAUAUUGGUGUCUACUUUGAAGCAAACGGCCACGGCACGGUCAUUUUCAGCGACCACAUGAUUCAGGUCCUUGAUGCCGGCUUGGUCAGCGCCAAUGCCAGCACUCGUCAGGCCCUCCAGGACUUGCGAAACUUUGUGGACGUGAUCAACGUGACUGUUGGCGAUGCCAUCUCCGACCUGCUGAUGGUCGAGGCCAUUUUGGCUUUCAAGCACUGGUCGCUCGAUCAGUGGGACGCUCAGUACACUGACCUGCCGAACAAGCAGCUCAAGGUCGAAGUUCCAAACCGUGCCCUCUUCCAAACCACCAAUGCCGAGCGCGAGCUGACCAGCCCCGCGGGCAUGCAGGCUGAAAUCAACAAGCUUGUUGCUGCAGUCCCGAAGGGUCGCUCGUUCGUUCGGCCCUCGGGCACCGAAGAUGUUGUGCGUGUCUACGCUGAGGCUGAGACACGAGAGCAGACCGAUGCUCUUGGUCAGGCCGUCGUUGCCCUGGUCCGACAGUUUGCCAAGUAAACUGGUUUUGUUCCGAUCUUUAAACUGCUUUUGUUCCGAUCUUUAAACUGGGAAGAAAUGACUAAAGAAUAUUAAUUACUAUGAAAAACAAUAAUAAUGAGUCUCAGACUGCGGAUGCUAUCAGACUGCGGAUGCUAUCGAGAUGUGUU